AUGGCAGUUGAGAAUAUAUCCGCCUCCCCUACGACAUUUGAGAAAGAUGUGGACGUGGAAAGAAUGGAUAUUAUCAACGCCUCCAUCAUCAUUGCAAUCGCAGUCAUUGUCAACAUCACAAAUUUCCUAACUCUACUGGUAGUGCACUCUUACAAGUACGUGUUUAAUCCAAACAUCCUAAUUGGUGGUAUAGCCCUGGUGAAUUAUGCCUCGACACUUUCAUUAUGCCCUCUCAUCGCCUACGCGUAUCUAGCCGAAAAACCACUGCCCAGUUUCAUCUGUGGUCUCUUCCAAGCAUGUUGGACCUUCUACCAGUUAAUGUCAACUUCCAUAUGUACCCUGAUGGUCGUUGAUCGCUACCUUGCCAUACGAAAACCCAUCCUGUACAGGACACGACUCAGCGGUGCUUUUAUCAAAUAUAUCGUGGUGUGUGUAUUACUGGCUUCCAUUCUUUUGUCCUUUACACCUUUCGCCAAAGUCUUAGCAGAAAAUACCAUUGUUGAACUCGACUCGGAAGGGUCCAGGACUAAACGUUGCAUCGGAUUACACUACCAGUACUUCCGCGUCCAUGGGAUUCUGAUAUUGUCAAUUAACGGCGUGCUUCUACUCUUGGGCAUGUUUUGUUACAUUAGCUUCUUGCUUGGUGUCCGGAAUUUUGUGAAUCGCUGGCUUGUGAGGUUCUCGAACCAAAACGCAUCCCCGGUAGAACCUCCGGUUGUUGAAGCCUCCUCCUGCUGGUGCCGUUGUGUCAAGGAACAACCGCAGAAGUCGCUUUCCAAGGAGCAAUUGGUGGAACGAACUCUACAUCUUAUGAAGAGUCUCCACGUGAAACGGUGCACAAGGAUCUCGAAGACAAUCGCAGUGUCAGCAGGGAUCUACUUCUUGCCAUGGUUCAUUUCACAGACGUUUUAUUUCAAUCUUUUAACUUUCUGUCAUUCCCAGGUUUGCGUUUUCUACGAGCUCCUCACCGGAAGCUACCUCCCUCUUCUCGAUUACGUCAUCAUCCGGGUCAUCCUGGCGUCAUCCAUUCUGAACCCCAUCGUAUACGUCACAUUCUCCCAGACCUACCGCUACGGAUACCAGCGCGUCCUGGUCAAACCCCUCCGUAUGUGUGGGUACGAAUGGCGGUCGAGGAAACCGCUGGGACUCACAGGGAGUGAAAUGCAAAAGAUUUCUCACCGAAUGGCUCUGGAAGAAUGGGAGAGUCCCGGUUUGGUACGCCGGCAGUACAGCAAACGACGCAUUAAGAAAAAGAUCACCCGAAUGCACCACGUUUACACGGUCAGCGAAAAAAACGGAAAUGGCUAUAUCGACGGAAAGUGUGAUGACGACCGUGCAGGGAGACGGAGGCGGUAUCGGAAGAACACUUCAAUUGAUGCGUCACGAGGAGCAGGCAUCACUAGUGCGUCAGUAAAAGUAGCGCGGCGCAGACGGAACACUGGCCAGGAAAAUCGCGGGCAUGCUAAAGGCCCUUUCAAAAAUGGGGACACAACCUUCGUCCAGCAGCAGAUGGACUUCCCUGCAUCGUCUCAAGUCCUGUCCAAGGACGAGAAUGGGUCCGCGGUGUUAUGUCAGAACUUGAGGGUGAUCGGCUCUUUCCGUCAAACGGUUCGCAAGGAUAGCAAAUCGGCACCGUGUGAAGUGUUUCCUCUAGAAUGCUCGGAAUACGCAUCAACCGGAAAUGACGAUAUUCAAGUACAAUCCAAAGAUCCUUUGCCUCAACCAAAGAGGUAUCUUCCGCAAACUCUGCAGGCACUUGCAGCAUCGGCUGUUGAACUGGAAAAGUGUCAAACAAAAGGGCAGAUAACAGUUUCUGAAGCAUCACCUCCGGUGAGGGAGCGCGAGGAUUGUGUUAGUAUUCAUGGUUCGAAUGGGACGAGCGUUCUCCAGCCAUUCGACAAUUCAGCCGGGACCAACGCUCAAGGUCAUGUCUCUAUCCACUUAGAAGUGAUCGAAUAUGUGAAUAGAAACGAGAUGAAACACAAAAAUGGAUCGCUUGUGAGCACAAUUCGUAGGUGUCAACUGAAGGACAAAUCACAGAAGACAACAGAUGAUGGGCAAACUGGACCAUCGUUUGUCUUUUCCUUAAGGGAAAACCGCUUUCUACCAGAACAAAUUCACCAGGAAAGCAUCGACACCUUUUCCUAUGAAAAUGGUGAAGACACUUCAUCAAACUCCAUUUUAACAAAUGAUGUAACGAAUGGGGCUUUCGCUCCGAUGCAAACUUCUGCAGACGUCUCUGAGAAAAAUCAAGAAUCUUCUCAUACCUUGAGGGCUACCAAAGAACGACCGAAGAGGACAAGCGAGAUCUUGCGCGAAAGUUCACGAUAUAGUGAUGACAUUGCUAAACUGAAUGAUUUGAUGCUUCAGGACUACAGUAGGAAGAUGCACAAAACAACUCCAGUGAACUCCUUAGUAUCGAGUAAAGGAAGUUCCCCAAACAAUCAUGAAACAGAAAACAAAUGAACUGAUUUCAAAUGGUAAUAAAUUUGGUGUUCCAUCCUGCUGAGAAGGAGAUAUGCAAGACUAAACUUUGCCCGGUACAGAUUGCAAAUGUUCGAAUAAUACAUGUCACAGGAAGUAGUUAAAGCGAAAAGAAUUGGAAUAUUCAGGCAUAUGUAUUUCCAUUAUGCCAUACAUGUGUUUAUUUAUUUGCUCAAUCAUUAUUAUUUUAUUUAUUUAUUUGUUGUUAUUGUUAUUAUUAGUAUCAUAAUUUUUUUUUUGGGGGGUAACAAUACCCAAAUUCUGUUGGCAAGAAAUGAUCGACAUAUUCGGCUAACAUAUUGAUAUCUCCAACCAUGGAGAGGUAAUCGAUAGUCGGGGGGGGGGGGGGGUGAAGCGGUUGUGUCUUCUGCGCCAUGGACACUAUAUCGUUGGAUCACCGGGACGGGGAGGGAGAAAUUAUUGUCAAUCUACUUCAGAAAUGCUGAAAUAUCAAUUGAUUUAAGUGUUAGAUUCUGAGUUUAUAUGCCCGUUAUCUAUAUUUGCUUUACGUAUACAAUGUGUAUUCUUUAUCAAAUAAGAGGAAGUAUUUUGUUUUUGUUUGUCGGACUAAAAUUCGUAAUUCUAAAUUUGUAAUAAAGGGAUCUUUCUCAAAGU
This is a messenger RNA of Lytechinus pictus (painted urchin), 3099 nucleotides long. RefSeq lists its product as uncharacterized. Gene Ontology annotation, cellular component: membrane. Gene Ontology annotation, biological process: G protein-coupled receptor signaling pathway. The record is from RefSeq and is a predicted model, not a curated record. NCBI's taxonomy places the organism in Eukaryota, Metazoa, Echinodermata, Echinoidea, Temnopleuroida, Toxopneustidae. Gene Ontology annotation, molecular function: G protein-coupled receptor activity. The transcript is spliced from 3 exons. Bases 1 to 2466 code for a protein of 821 amino acids.